This is a messenger RNA of Ceratina calcarata, 3346 nucleotides long. Its product is annotated as Sterol regulatory element binding protein. NCBI's taxonomy places the organism in Eukaryota, Metazoa, Arthropoda, Insecta, Hymenoptera, Apidae. Gene Ontology annotation, molecular function: RNA polymerase II cis-regulatory region sequence-specific DNA binding; DNA-binding transcription factor activity, RNA polymerase II-specific; protein dimerization activity. The transcript has 8 exons. Bases 144 to 3212 code for a protein of 1022 amino acids. The record is from RefSeq and is a predicted model, not a curated record. Gene Ontology annotation, biological process: regulation of transcription by RNA polymerase II. Gene Ontology annotation, cellular component: nucleus.
GAAUCACUGUGAUUGGACGCGGUAAAGGUCGGGUGAUGUUCGUAAUUUGUUAGUUAUUACGUUUGACAUAUCGGUGUGCCGUUUUUGUUUUGAUCAUUGCUUUUGUCUAAUGAAAAUAAAUAUUCGGUAGACAACAAGACACAAUGACAGAUCCAGGAGGAUGGUCUACAACGCAAGAUAAUGAUUUUUCUCAUUUUCAGUCUAACGACAGCUUCAAUUUAAAUGAAGUAACUGGUAUUGAUGAGCUUCUUACGAACUGUGAAAGUGAAUUAUUGAAAAAUGAAAACUUAUUCAGCGACGAUGCAUUAUUGUCGCAAUUGGAGGACAUGGAUACGGAGGAACUGGAUUUUUUGAAUUUCAGUAACAAUAAAGAGUUGAAGGAUUUCAAAGAAUUUCAAGAAUUUGAGGAUCCAAAUGUUAUAAAAUCUGUACAAAAUGGAAAUGUAAUUUUAGCCCCAACAAUAACUGAAAACAUACAACAAAUUCCUUGUGUGUCUCAACAACAGUCGCAGCCACAAAAACAACAGCAGCAGCAACAACAACCACAAUUGCAGGAUAUAACAUCCGUACAAAAUAGGGCACAAAGAAUAUCUGUUACACCAGCACCUACAGUGUUUAGUUCACAAUAUGCUAUUCCACAAAAUGUGAACUUCAGUGUCCAAUCACCUGUCGUAACAAUAGCACCAGUUACUCAACAAAGACAACUACUUCUGCCAGCUAAAUUGAUAAAAUCAGAAUCAGUUGUUUAUUCUAGAGGUUCGCAGGCUGUUAAUUCAACUUCUGUACCGCAUCAAAUACAUACUCUAGUAAACACUACUAAUGGAACAGUUCUAACUGGUAUUCCAGUUGUACUAGACACCGAUAAAGUACAGAUUAAUCGUCUAAGUACAAAUACGCAUGUAGGUGUACCAAGAAUAAAAGAAGUAAAACGUAGCGCUCAUAACGCUAUAGAACGACGCUAUAGAACAUCUAUUAAUGAUAAAAUCAUUGAAUUGAAAAAUAUCAUAGUUGGAGUAGAUGCCAAGUUAAAUAAAUCAGCCAUCUUGAGGAAAACUAUUGAUUAUAUUAGGUUUCUUCAACAUUCUAAUGCAAGAUUGAAACAGGAAAAUAUGUCACUAAAAUUGGCAGCACAAAAGCAAAAUUUACGCGAUUUAUUAGUAUGUGGUGAGCUGACACCACCUAGAUCUGAUUCCAGUGAACCAUCUUUAUCUCCAGCGCCAGCACCAUUAUCUCCAUCAUCUCCACCUUCCAUAAAAGAUGAUCCAGAUAUACUGCAGAAUGUUCAUUCAACGUCUGUUCUUACAAAUCAAGGAAUGAGAGAUCACACCAGACUCACACUGUGCGGAUUCAUGUUGCUGUUUUUAGCAUUUAAUCCUUUAGGCCUCCUCAUGAAUAAUGUUAGAAAAUUCAAUUCCGACUAUUUAAAUACAAAACUGGAUGGCCGUACAAUUCUCAACUAUCAAGAUCAAUCGGAUUAUGAACAUCCAAUGUGGAGUAAUGUAUUUUUGUGGCUGACAAACGUUGUGCUGUUAAUUAGUGGGCUUUGUAGAUUAUUGUUAUAUGGUGAUCCAAUAGUACCAUCUGACAGUAAAAUGUUUCUCGAACUUCAUCGAUGGAGACGUCAAGCGGAAUUCAAUAUAUCAAAGAAGGAAUAUGGUCAAGCCUGUCGAGAUUUACAUCAGUGCUUGCAAUAUUUUGGUCGGCCGUAUCCAUCUUCACGUACAGAAGCUUGGCUUGCAACUAUGUGGCACAUUAUAAGACAAUUGCUCCAUAAAUUGUGGAUUGGAAAAUGGAUCUUGUAUACACACAAAUGGUUCUCCGAGAAAAUUACGCAGCAACAAGCAGAAAUAUCAGCUAUGGAAAUAGCUAUUAUCUACCAACACAUGUUAUGCAUGCGCUUAUCAGAAGGAUCGAAGAACGGAACGUUAUACCUUGCACUUUCCUCAAUGAAUUAUGCAGAGGCUAGCGGUGAAACUAUUCCAAAGUCACUGUUAGCGGAAAUAUAUGUUAACGCUGCGCUUUGCUUUAAACAGUCGCUAUUUCCGUUUGUACAUAAAUAUUACUUGGGAAAAGCACGAACAUUACUGUCAUCGUGUGCAGUUCCACCGAAAUUGAAGUGGAUAAUGAGCGAUGACGGUGCGAAGUUUUUAGCAUUUCAAAAAUGGCAGUACGGAGAACAACCAGAUAAUGAAUUUACAUGUCAAAGUAGUAAAGCUGAUCCUCUAUCAUAUGCGUCUCGUGCAUAUAGAGAUUAUUUAAGUGGACAUUGUUUACGUAUUUUAACUGGUACCACAGAUGUUCAUUUGUCUUCAAUAUUAGAAUAUGGGCAGACCAUUAUGGACUCUGCUGGAGUAGAUACCGGAUUUCUGUGCACCGACCAAGUUACAGUUACACAUUGUGAAGAUGACAUUGGAUUAUGGUGGGGUGCAGUUUUAUAUGUAGCAGCAUGUUGGAGAUUAAAAGAAGACGAUUCACAAGCAUGGAGCAUCGUCGAAAGUAAAUUCCCUUAUGAACAAAAUUAUCAACUUUGCAAUAAUAAUAACAGUAUUAGUCCACUAUCAUAUGCUGUUUUAAAUACUUUGCAAGCGGCAAAAUCUACGACUAAGUCAACUGCUAUGCGUUUUAUUGAUCAAGCUGGAAUUUUGCUCGAGCAGAGUUUAGUUUACUAUAAUUGCAAACAACAAUCAUCUCAAAAUGUUUUGCUUACUCAGUUGUGGAUUUGUGAUUGGUUACUCGAAAUGCGAACUACAUUGUGGCAAGAAUUAGAAAAUGAUUUACAAAGAACAACUAUGAAUACAUGGCUUGGAGGUUUCCAACAUGAUUUAGCUUGUUUGAGACAAUUAUGUCAACAUAUUCCUUCUACAUUAACAAGGGUAUUCCUUUAUGAAGCCACAGCACGUAUAAUGGCUGGAGCGACGCCUGUAAAAACUCAAAUAUUAUUAGAUCGUAGUUUACAUCAUAGAAAUUCACGUUCUUCGAUUAUUUGCGGGAAAGAUCGUUCCCAAGAUCAGUACAGCGGAGAAAGAGAACAUGCAAUGGCUUUGUGUUUAGCAUGUCAACAUUUACCUGCAUUGUUAUUAGCAUCUCCAGGGGAACGUGCAGGCAUGCUUACAGAGGCUGCUAAAUCUUUGGAAAGAGUAGGUGAUAGAAAGCGACUUCAAGAAUGUUACAAGUUGAUGCGUCAGUUGGGUUCUGCUAUUUCUGUUAAUUAAUACACAAACUGAAAAUGCAUAUUCACGAAGAGCCUCUCAUUACAAAAGAAAAGUAAAUUGAUAUUGUACGCUGUGCUAAUUUUUUUGUACAUAUAUUUUAUUGUAACAUAAUAUAUAUACAAGUAGAUUUAAGG